Salvia splendens (bonfire salvia) is the source of this 1038-nucleotide messenger RNA. Its product is annotated as receptor-like protein 53. The record is from RefSeq and is a predicted model, not a curated record. The transcript is spliced from 2 exons. The coding region runs from base 45 to 893 and encodes 282 amino acids. Gene Ontology annotation, molecular function: protein binding. NCBI's taxonomy places the organism in Eukaryota, Viridiplantae, Streptophyta, Magnoliopsida, Lamiales, Lamiaceae.
GUAACAUUUUCAUGGCCACCUCUUUCUAGUUGCCUUUGCAACUCAUGCUUUUAACUACAAUAAACAUCUUCUUCAUGCUCACCUCAUCUACACCACUAGCCGAUUUCACCACCGAUCGAGAUGCUCUUCUCGCAUUCAAAAAAGCCAUUACUGUCGACACAAGUGGCGCGUUGAGCAAGAAAUGGCUCACCAACACUUCCAUCUGUGACUGGGCCGGCGUCUCGUGUGGAAUCAAACACCAAAGAGUCACGGGCCUCGAUCUCUCCAACUUCGGCCUCCAUGGAAUCCUCUCUCUACAUCUCGGAAACCUAACCUUUCUCCAAUACUUGGACGCCAGCUCCAACAACUUCACAGGCGUCUUACCUGCUGAGCUGUCUAAACUACGUCGUUUGAAGCUAGUAAACGCGACAUGUAACAACUUCAAUGGACAAAUACCGAGAGGCAUCCUUACAAACAUGACAACAUUGGAAUAUAUUGAUCUGAGGUUUAACAACCUAACAGGCGCUCUCCCAAGCAAUAUAUGCAAUAACACUCCGAAACUGAAGAGAUUAUCUCUCAUAAUGAAUCAAAUAUAUGGAAAAAUUCCAAGGAGUAUACACAAGUGCAGCAAUAUGGAGGAGUUGAGCUUGUCAACGAAUAUGUUCAACGGAAACAUACCAACCGAAGUUGGGAAUCUUACUAUGCUUACACUUCUAUCUAUAUAUGAUAAUGAUCUCCAAGGAAAUAUUCCAUCUUCUAUCUUCAACGUUUCGCGUUUGGAAUUCAUACACCUCGAUGGCAAUAAACUGUCUGGACGCAUACCCACGAAUUUGGAUAAUUUACUCAACCUCCAAGUGUUGUAUCUUAGCAACAACAACUUAUAUCUAAAAUACUACUCUUUUGGCGCCGAAUAAAAGCUCUAUGAUCGAUGUAUAAUUAAUUCAAUGGGGCUUUCACGUUGAUUUAACUAUUCUUGAUGUAUACUAUAACAGACUCACAUUCACAGGUGAAAUUCCAACCUCAAAAAUGUUUUUCAUGUUGGUGAUAUGAGCAUUCUAU